AUGGAUCCCGAACUUGGCAGCGCCUACGCUAGCAGCGCUGCGCCUAGCCCCAGACGAGCCUCAUCCAGACGGGGCGCUCGCACACCGCGUUCGGGACGGAGCACUCCAGCGAGGAGUGUCAGGCGUCCUGUGCAGCCCAAAGACGAGCUAGAUAUCGGAGAGAUCGACAAGGCUCGUCGACCAGAUCAUCGGCCCGCCGAGCCAGUGCUCCGUCCGCCCAAACAUGCUUCGCCCCACCUUCGACGCCUUGCAGGCAGUCGCAAACAGGCACAGUCAAGAGGCAACCGUGCCCCGACCGCGCUAGCGCUAUCUAGCCGCACGCCACCUCCGUCACCGGCUAGGGUGUUACUGAGGAAGGCACAGAAGGUCGUCGAGGCGGACGCAGCAAUGUUUGGGAAGCGCCCGACCAUAAUGGAUGUGAUACUCAACGCGAGAGCACCGGUGACCGCAUACAGCGAGGACAUUGUCAUGGAAGCCUUGGAACGCAGCGAAGCCGCAUUUCCAGCGAUGCAUGACUUUGAUUUCGAUGACAGCGAUGGAGUGGAGCAGUACUGGGCGGUCCAGGCCAUGAUGUGGCGAGGGCACGACGAAGACGACUCGGAACCACGACCUCCGGACUGGAACAGAUACCAAGAGUCAGCAGAGCGGUCUACGGCAUCGUGGCCGUCGGGUGCAGAAGAAGACGCGUCGUCGCAGUCCGACGCGCAGUCAUCGUACGCGUAUGGACCACCCGUAUCACCGGGUGGUCUUGCUACCUGCAACAGGACACCUCGUCACGGUGUCCACGAGGCUGACAUGUCUCCACCGGCAUUGCGUCCAUCGGAUGGAUGCUCUUACCCAGACAUUGUCCAUGUAGACUGCGGAUCAUGA
Rhodofomes roseus is the source of this 870-nucleotide messenger RNA. RefSeq lists its product as uncharacterized. Lineage: Eukaryota; Fungi; Basidiomycota; Agaricomycetes; Polyporales; Fomitopsidaceae. Bases 1 to 870 code for a protein of 289 amino acids. The transcript has 2 exons. The record is from RefSeq and is a predicted model, not a curated record.